GGGCAAUUACUACUUCCCUCCUUCCCCCACUUUUUCUCUCUCCUCUUAAAGCUGAAGAGAACUUCAUGGCUCUUUAAAAGGCAGAUUCUGGACGUAAACCAGCCAACGAGUCUAAACUUUUACCCUGUUAUUUCUGUCUAGACUGAAGACAUCACUCUGUCUGACUGUUAUUAGAGAGGAGCUUUGGAGAGACUCCUGAGAGCAAAGCCACAUACAAACAGUGGGAGAGAAAAUUAAGUUAGCUUUCACACGGAUUUAUUCUGUCAAUGUUCAAAAAGAAAAAAAGAUAAAGCUAGAUGAAAUUUUGAAGAGGAUUCUUUCAGUGCAGCAAAAGUUGAUCUUCAAGUCUCUCAAGUCACAACUACAGCAACCAGAAUGGAGCUUCAGAAGAUGCAGAAUGGACACAGCAGGGAGGAUGGGUUUGAUGGAGUGGAUGCCUUGGCUGAACAUGAGGAGUUUCUACCACAUAAAACUGGUGUCAAGAAAGAAAGUCACUUUACAGACUUUGUAGGAAAGACUUCAUUUGGCAUGUCCAUCUUUAACCUCAGUAACGCCAUAAUGGGCAGUGGAAUUCUGGGAUUGGCUUACGGGAUGUCCAACACUGGAAUCAUUCUUUUUACAAUCCUGUUGGUGUCCAUUGCCAUUCUGUCUGCAUAUUCAAUUCACCUCCUGCUGAAAUGUGCUGAAGUUGUUGGCAUCCGGGCUUAUGAGCAGCUCGGGAAUCGAGCUUUUGGUCACCCAGGAAAAAUGCUGGCCGCAUGUGUCAUUACAAUACAUAACAUUGGAGCAAUGUCCAGCUACCUCUUCAUCGUCAAAUCUGAGCUCCCACUGGUUAUUCAAGCUUUUCUUGGUAAACAGGAAAACACAGGAGAGUGGUUCUUGAAUGGAAACUACUUGAUCAUCAUUGUUAGCGCACUCAUCAUCCUUCCUCUAGCACUCAUGAAACAACUUGGUUACUUGGGCUAUACAAGUGGCUUCUCCCUCUCCUGCAUGGUGUUUUUCCUAAUCUCGGUUAUAUACAAGAAAUUCAACAUCCCCUGCCCGCUGCCUGACAGAUAUGAUAACAAAUCUUUAAUUAAUGGGACUGACGACUUCUGUGAGCCAAAAAUGUUCACCAUCAACUCACAGACAGCGUACACCAUCCCAAUUCUCGCCUUCGCUUUUGUCUGCCACCCCGAGGUGCUGCCCAUCUACACUGAGCUACGAGAUGCCACCAAGAAACGUAUGCAGAGAGUUGCCAACGUCUCCAUCCUGGCCAUGUUUGUUAUGUACCUGCUAACAGCUAUUUUUGGUUACCUCACCUUUUAUGGUAAUGUGCAGUCAGAGCUGUUACACACCUACAGUCGAGUGGACCCCCUGGAUGUCCUGAUUCUCUUAGUGCGUCUGGCUGUGCUGGUGGCCGUCACGCUGACUGUCCCUGUGGUUCUUUUCCCGAUCCGCAGGGCUUUGCUCCAGAUCUUGUUCCCGGACAAGGCUUUCAGCUGGGUCAUACACAUCAGCAUUGCAUUUUGUCUCCUCUUCUUGGUGAACCUGCUCGUUAUCUUUGUGCCCUCCAUCCGCGACAUCUUUGGCCUCAUUGGAGCCACAUCUGCCCCCAGCCUCAUCUUCAUCCUUCCUGGCAUUUUCUACGUCCGAAUUAUUCCUGAAGACCAGGAGCCUUUACUGUCCAGAUCCAAGAUUCAGGCCGCAUGCUUUGCUGCACUGGGAUUCAUCUUCAUGAUCAUGAGUUUGUCAUUUAUCAUCAUUGACUGGGCAACUGGAGAGUCUAGAAGUGGAGGCGGGCACUAGCGGCCACAACUGAACAGAGAAGCUACGAACAGAAUGCCAACCAAAGCUCUCCCUGACAUUAAAUUACCCCUGAUCUGCAGAGCUCUCAUCCAAAGCCAAACAGGACAGUUUGGCUGCAGAAGAUGAAGGACGUGUGAAGAAUCUUCGCCUACAACAAUAAAAAAAGAAACCGCUUUGUAAUGUCAUGGGGCAGACAAAAGGCCCUGUAAUGGAGGAGAGAACACAUACGCGUGAGAAUAAUGUGAUUGGACUGAAUAAAACUUCUGUCACAGCCCGCAGAUGUUGUUUGGAGGCAUGCGUAGAAAUGCAAAAGAAAUGAAUGGGAACAGCAUGACUCAAAUGGAAAUCCCAUUUUAGAGUAUGGAUGUGUACAGUUCCGUGGAAUAGCUCAGUCACUGCCAAAAAUCAUUCCAAUCUACUUCCCUACUAUCUCAGAUUUUACAGGACAGAAAUUUGAUAGUGUCGAAAGGCAAUCACUUCCCCAGGAGUUUCCUUUUUAUAACAUAAAAAUGCAUUUCAGUUUGUUUAUUCAUCAGUUGCUAUUUCAUGACACAUUUAGGACUGUCAAAUUGUUGUCCAAAUUUCCCUGAACUUCGAAGACUCAGCUAAAUAUGACCAGCAAGGUUUAGUCUGCGGUUCCACACUAACUAUUCCAAUGCACCAAAAGACAAUUUUCAUUCCUUCCGUCCUUACUUAAGUUUUACAUGGAAUUCAAUUAAUAAAGUGACAUUUUUUUUAAAUCUAUUCUUACACUUGACUAUUGUAAACAUGAUUUAUAGCUGAGUCUGAGGUGACCUUUUAUAAAUUAUCCAACAGAUUCUGUGCAAUUUGUGGUGUUCAGCUGCUAUGAAUGAAGGUCAAACAGAGUUACUGACAACAAAAUGAGUCAACAGACACAGCAAUAUGGUUUGUACAAUUCUUUUUAUCAAUGUUUUUAUGUGUUACUGAAAAAUCCCUAGUUGCAAACCAAAUACUUGAAUAUUACUUUGUCAUAUUAGAAUAGCGUGUAACACACUUCUUUCUUCUUUUUUUGUAUUACCAUGUUCGGCAAAGGCCAAUUUAAUAACAAUCAAAAUUGUACAUUUAAUAAUUCAGUGUUAAAAAUGCUGUGUCUGUUUUAGCAGUCCCAGGAACUGUUCAGUAUGGCGAAUAAUGUUUUUAAGAUAAUAUGAAUAAAGCCUCUUAUAUUUGUCUUUAAAA
Micropterus salmoides (largemouth bass) is the source of this 2988-nucleotide messenger RNA. Its product is annotated as sodium-coupled neutral amino acid transporter 3-like. Gene Ontology annotation, biological process: L-histidine transmembrane transport; glycine transport; serine transport. Gene Ontology annotation, molecular function: L-glutamine transmembrane transporter activity; glycine transmembrane transporter activity. The coding region runs from base 376 to 1788 and encodes 470 amino acids. The transcript has 17 exons. NCBI's taxonomy places the organism in Eukaryota, Metazoa, Chordata, Actinopteri, Centrarchiformes, Centrarchidae. The record is from RefSeq and is a predicted model, not a curated record.